Messenger RNA from Aspergillus lentulus, 1014 nucleotides. RefSeq lists its product as uncharacterized. NCBI's taxonomy places the organism in Eukaryota, Fungi, Ascomycota, Eurotiomycetes, Eurotiales, Aspergillaceae. The record is from RefSeq and is a predicted model, not a curated record.
AUGACCGAUUCACUCCCCUACGACUACACAAGUUGGCAAUUCCUCGAUGCCGUCGGACAAGCAUCGCCUCUGCAACAGGAACUGCAGAGCGAGGAAGCCAUGAGCCUUGCCUUUGAGUUGUCUGCUCAUGGUUGCGGCGAGAGCGACUUUGCGUUGCUGAGCUCGGAUAAUUGGCUGCCUUACGGGCAAACUUCGGCAAAGGCAGCAACCGCAGCAGCGACAGGGUUUAUGCACGCGCAACCACAUUCACCGCCAGUUGAGAUGGGAGUGGGAAUGGGAAUGGACAUGGAGAUGGACAUGGAGAUGAAGAUGUUUGCUCAGGGCAUGGAAUUCAUUUCAGUACCUCCCUUCCCCGAUCUCACCCUCGGCCACGGGAAAAAGACCCCCGACGAGCUAUCCCUCCUCCGCUCCACAUCCCUCGACGCAACACAACGAGCGUUGUUUAUGACUCCAUCCGGCAUCACAUCCCCUUCUUCCUCGUCAUUUUCAUCCUCGAACCGGAACUCUUCAUCUCCAUCGCUAGACCCCUGCACCCCCAGCACAACAAGUUCCACCAGCAAGGAAGACGAAGACUGCGACUGGGACUGCGACCGCGAGCUCGAUCCCUCACUCGGCAUGGGCCCGGGCAUGCAUUUCUACAAAUUGCCCGAUAGGCUCGACUCUUGCCCCCGCCCGCCCCGCAACGUCCAUCCUCCUCAUCAUCAUCUUCUGUCUCACCCCCGGGUAAAUCAGCGCACCAGCGCCGAAGACGAGGAAGAUGCACUGACCCCCCUCGAAAUGCCCGACGGCAGUACCCGCUUCACGGCGAAUUGGCUGCCUGUUGAUCCGACGGGUGGGUUUACCAUUGAUUCACCUUCUGUGCCUGCUUCUGCAUCUGCGUUGGAAUCCGGAUAUGGACAUGGCUAUGGAUACGGCCAGCAAGAUCACUACGGCUAUGGCUAUGCAGAUGGCGACCUCUCGAUGGAAUUCAGCAAGGAGGCGUUUAUCCAGAUGCCUGCGCCGGCGCCGGUGUGA